Molecule: messenger RNA, 1365 nt
Organism: Capronia epimyces CBS 606.96
Lineage: Eukaryota; Fungi; Ascomycota; Eurotiomycetes; Chaetothyriales; Herpotrichiellaceae
Exons: 2
Coding region: 1-1365 (454 amino acids)
Biological process (GO): lipid metabolic process
Molecular function (GO): phosphoric diester hydrolase activity
Source: RefSeq, a predicted model, not a curated record
AUGGCCACAUAUACCAACCUCUCGCUCGUCAACUAUACACCGUACACUUGGAGUGAGAUCGGACUAUCAGGCACAUAUGGCGUGCCGGAGUGGGAUUUUCCAAAAACUUUAGAGUCAGGCCAAACAUACGAUGCUCAGAUCAUCAUUGACGAGACGACCAUGACCUCUCCAAGCCAGACGCAAGCACAGUGGCCGUUUACAUGGAUUGACAACACUCACCCGGUGGCCAACCUCAAGAUUUCCGUGUCUGGAAACAGCGACGAUGGAUACACGUCGGUGAUCAAGGCCGAGCUCGAUGCUUUCGGCAUCUCGAACAACGCCAAAGGGUCGACGAUCGAGAUUCCGCUCCAGAAUGAACAAUGGUCUCCCUUCAUCCUCGUCGGCGACCAGAACUCGCUGGCCGGCAACCAUCCGCCGACGAACUGGAUGGCACAGAACCUGCCGUACAUCGGGUGCCUGACGCUCCAGGACUUGGUGCUUCCCGGGUCCCACGACGCCGGCAUGUCGACCAUCAAGUACCCGGCGGGCGGGGACUCGGACAACACGCAGACGCAGAGUCUCGACAUCUAUGGCCAGCUGCAGGCCGGGGUGCGGUACUUCGACAUCCGGCCGACCAUCUCGCACGGGGCCUACUACACGGGUCACUACACGGGAGAUCUGGGGGCGAACGGGCAGGAGAUGUCGGCGAUCGUGGCCGACAUCAACCAGUUCACGAGCGAAGGGAACAACGAGCUGAUCAUCCUAGAGUUGAGCCACAGCAGCGACACGGACGACAAGUAUCAGGCCUUCGACGAUGGCCAGUACAACGACCUCCUGUUUGAACUGUGGAACAACACCCAGCACCUGUAUACGGGCCACAAGUCCGACGUGCUCACCACCGUUCCUCUCACGGAUUUCAUCAGCAAGGGUCCCGCCGUGGUCGUCAUCUGCGACGAGCGCAACAGCUCCUGGCUCCAGAACCACCGGUUCCAAGGCCGCGGCUUCUAUUCCAGCGACCAAGUGCCCAUCUACAACAGCUACUCGGACACGACGGACCUCGACACCAUGCGCAAAGACCAGUACACCAAACUGGUCGCCCAGGCCAAAUCCCCGGACCGCGCCGACCAACUGUUCCUGCUCUCGUGGACCGGCACCCAGAACAUCAUCGACGUCAUCGGCCUGGGGAGCUCCAUCCAGGGCCUGGCCAGCCUGUUCAACGGCCACCUGGCCCAGGUCGGCUCCAACGUCCCCUAUACCGGGCCGAUCUCGUGGGCCGAGAAGGUGAAGCCGCCCAAUAUCAUCUUGAUCGACUACGUCUCCACCGACCGUUUCUUGACAUCGAUUACCGUGGGUCUGACUCGCUUCUAUAAUUCAAAGUGUUCCUGA